GUGAGUGGGAGUUGGGUCUGUUUCUCGGCCGGUUACUGUGAGUACAGCUGGUUCAGGGCGGAAGACAGCAGAAGGGGAACACGGAGGUCUCUGAGAUUUGAAAGCACACUCUGGGAAAGAUGGCAGCCAUCAGGAAGAAGUUGGUGAUAGUUGGGGAUGGUGCGUGUGGAAAGACCUGUCUGCUCAUUGUCUUCAGUAAGGACCAGUUCCCAGAAGUCUACGUCCCCACUGUGUUUGAGAACUACAUCGCUGACAUUGAAGUUGAUGGCAAACAGGUGGAGUUGGCAUUGUGGGACACAGCAGGUCAGGAAGACUAUGACAGACUGAGGCCUCUCUCCUACCCAGACACAGAUGUUAUCCUCAUGUGCUUUUCCAUAGAUAGCCCCGACAGUUUAGAGAACAUUCCUGAGAAAUGGACGCCUGAAGUGAAACACUUCUGUCCCAAUGUCCCAAUCAUUCUGGUGGGUAACAAGAAGGACCUGAGGAAUGAUGAGCACACACGCAGAGAGCUGGCCAAGAUGAAACAGGAGCCCGUCAAGUCCGAGGAGGGCAGAGACAUGGCCAACCGCAUCAGUGCCUUUGGCUACCUGGAGUGCUCCGCCAAGACCAAGGACGGCGUGCGGGAUGUGUUUGAGAUGGCCACCAGAGCAGCACUGCAGGUCCGCAAGCGCAAGAAGAGGGGCGGCUGCCAGCUACUGUGAAGGGACGGAGUCGUCAGCCAAUCAGCACCUGAGGGAGGACUCCCCCCUGACGCACAAAGCAAACUUAGAGAAACCUUAAAUCAAUGGCUUCCGUGGACUAUACUUACUUCACAGAUGCAGAUAUGCCACAGGAGAAUAUGAAAGACUGACACACCUGUUUAAAAGCAAAAACAAAUCAGCCUUUUUUUUUUAAAAACAAAAAAAAACAAAACACUGUUUCCUCUGCUACUCACACGUUUGUUUCUGUUUGUUUUGUUUUCCUCCACCAGCACACCAGCCUGUUUGUGUGAAGGACCUGUCCCUUCCUCCUUUAUGAAUGUAUGUUUGUAUUUAUAUGUGCAUAUACUUUACAAAUAUAUCAUGUCUGUGUUGCGAUUGUUUACAGAGAAGGGUCUUGUAGCUCACGUGCACACUGAACUGCAAGACAGUUUUUAGAUUUAAUAGUAAGGAACCCCUGCAUGUACCACUCAGUCUCCCUUUACACAUCAACUUCAGUCACCUUCCUCCUAUAUGUCACACCACUAUUCAUUUUACACCUUUAAAGUCCUAUUUCACCAAGUGCUGAGUUAGCAGAGCUCCAGCUUUGUCUUCCAACACAGAGGACUAAAUUUAGAGCCUGUUCACUCUGCAUUAAUCCACUGAAACCUACAGAAACUGAAGCAGCAGCAGCAGCUUUGUGUGUGGAGAGGUUUUGGGCCGCACCUUGCUCUGUCUUUCCUCCAUGGUGAUAGCUUAAACCGGCACUGGAGACAGUGGCCUAUUGUCACGGACACAAUACUCUCAGUCACGCUCACGCUGGCUCCGACUGACUUGUCUCUACCAAGACGUCACCAACGCCUUCCCCAAACAGGCCCUGCCUGCUGUCUCAACUCUACUGUUCGUUCAGAUCCAGUAUACAGUCAUGACAGUCGUCACUGUGUACUGAAUCUACAGGUGUCUGGGCUCGACGUGUAAUGGAUGCACACUGCAGACACAUUUUAGGCCUAUUCUGUGUAUAAAAGCUGUAAUAAAAUUUCCAACUGACAACUUGAUUGACAGCUCAAUUUAGGGCUAGCCAAUAUGAGGAAAAUCAAAUUUUUAACCAAAUACCUCAAUAUCAGCAUUGUGACGAUAUUGUAUGGUUGACUGUUGGUGCUUCCUCGAAAUAUUUACACAGUUUUUGAUAAAUAAUCAUCAGUAAUGUGGAUAUAAUGACUGCGUGGGUAAAGGCAAAUAACAGAACAGCUGGGACGGCUCAUAAAAUAACAUAAAUUUACUGUAAUGCAGCCUUAAAACCAGGAGAGGACAACACUUACAAUAUUACAGAAUCAGGAUGCUAUCUAGUCUCGUAUGAUAUUGAUAUAUUGUUCAGCCCUAGCUCAAAUGUUGUCAUGGCCGAUGAGCCAUCUUGCUUUUACAACCCACUUUAGAUGAAACUGUGCCUGCUUCCGCAUGACUAAAGCGCGCUACCUGAUGUCAAGGCCCCAUAUGUGGCUGCCAGCCUACUAUUCAAAGAGGCAAGAGGUGGCCCACUUCAGAGUAAUUUCCUGUAUCUGAGUCAUAUGGUUUUCACCACUGCCCUGCCCCUUAAGGAGACUAGAAGCCAUCCUGUGUCUAGUCAUUCCAAUGGGAGAAGAGAGUGUCGGCGCAGAUCCAGACCUCACUGAAGUAAAUAUGGGACCUAUUUUUCACAAGCCACGCAUCUCCCGAACAUUCUAACGCUAACAUGGCAUUUUUCAGACAGAAAUCAGAAGAAAAUUAACUCUGAUCAAGACCUGUCUCCAUCUCGUCAACGCAUACGCAAGGUCUGAUUUGACAACUGAUUUGAUCUUGUACUCGGCUGAUGGCAGAUAAAAACAAGUGGCAAACUAAGGAACAAACAUUAAAUUUGCACUGUAUAUAUUGUGUUGUAUUGUUUUUAAUCUGCUUUCAUCCAUCCACACAACAUUCACAACCCUUCAAAAUGAGGUGGGGGGAUGCAGUGGAGAUCCGACUGCGCCCACUUAGGAGAAAUGUACACCGUUUUGUACCAUUGACAUGCAGCAGUCUCUUCCCCACUGGAACCUUUCUGGCUUUGUAGUCUUCAAGCAUUAGAAAUGAGACUGAGGGAACAUGGGGUACAUCCAUGGGUGCGCUAGCUAGCUAGUCAUCGGGCCUUAGAGUCAGGCAGAGUGCUUUUGUCAUGUACAAGUGGGUGUCAUUUUAUCUUAAGUGGGUUGUAAAAAUGAUAGACAACACUAGAUCAGUAGCUCUGACUGUUUAAAAUUGGUUUUUUGUUGUUGUGUAAUUGGUCUUUAUUUGACACUACACACAAGCAAUAUUCCUUUAAAUGUGAUUGGAAAAACUAUCUGAAUGUGUAGCAGGUAUUUCUCGAGUAGCCGUCAAA
Molecule: messenger RNA, 3066 nt
Organism: Epinephelus fuscoguttatus (brown-marbled grouper)
Lineage: Eukaryota; Metazoa; Chordata; Actinopteri; Perciformes; Serranidae
Product: rho-related GTP-binding protein RhoA-D
Exons: 5
Coding region: 120-701 (193 amino acids)
Biological process (GO): small GTPase-mediated signal transduction
Molecular function (GO): GTPase activity; GTP binding
Source: RefSeq, a predicted model, not a curated record